ACAUUAUGAACACUGUACUAACGAAACACAUUGUUCCUGGGAUGCAAACAGCGAACAAGUUAUUAUUUUAAAAUGUUAUUAUUAAAAAAAAUUGACGUUUGCUUGUUACCACUGUUCAUAUUGCUCUUUGUUGGUCUUCGCGUAAUUUCAGGUCAACUGGUACGAAGUAAACAUGAAAAAAACAGGAAACAGGGUGAUCAAGUGUGCCGCCAAGACAUGGAAUGUGUUUCUAGAUCUGAAUACUGUGAUAUUAAUAUGGAACAACAAAAUCGACAAAAAUGUAGUUUUGGAAAUGAAUCACAGAUGGGCUAUUGCUGUCCUAUUAACAAAUUUAUUCGUCUAAAUACAGAAAGAAGAAUAACAAUAAAUGACGACGAUGAAUCAAUCUUGGACAAAAUUCUAAAUAUACCGUUUCCAGAGCCCAUUAAACCGUUACCAGAAGAACCAGAAUGUGGACAAAACAUUAAGACAUUAUCCAACAUAUUAAAUGUACAAAAUGCAAAAGCCAAUGAUUGGCCAUGGAUGGCGGUGUUUUUAGAGACGACAAACUAUAUAAAUUUCUGUGGUGGAGUAUUACUUAAUCGACGAUUUGUGUUGACUGCUGCUCAUUGUCUUAAAAAGUAUACGAAACAAGAUUUUGUUGUUAGACUUGGUGAGUACGAUUUCUCAACUAAUAAUGAGACACAAUACAUUGACUUCAGAGUGACAGAUAUUAGAUUACAUCCAGACUAUGAUCACGCUACGCAGGCCAAUGACAUCGCCAUAGUGAGGUUGAACAGACUUACAAUUUACAAUUCAUUUAUUCGACCUAUUUGUUUACCUAAAACAAAUAUGGAAGUGCACAAAAAAAACGCCGUCGUGGCCGGUUGGGGUCGAACAAUUUUCGGCGGUCAAGUCAGUAACGUGCUCCAAGAAGUAGUUAUACCGAUUUGGGAACAUGACCAGUGCGUUUCAGCAUUUUCACAACCAAUUUUCAAAACAAAUCUUUGUGCUGCAUCGUACGAAGGAGGCAAAGAUUCCUGUUUGGGUGAUUCUGGUGGUCCGUUAUUGAUGCAACGGCAAGACGGAAGAUGGACUAAUGUUGGAAUAGUGUCUUGGGGUAUAAGUUGUGGACAAUUCGGAUUACCCGGCGUAUACACAAAAGUAACUUCAUACCUCAAAUGGAUAGCUGUGAAUGCACAAGAUGUCAUUCAAAAGCCAUAUUGUUCUAAAAUGUUAUUAUUGAAAGAUGUCGCCGUUUACUCGUUACCUCUGUGCACGUUGCUCGUCGUUGGUCUUCACGCAGCUGCAUCAGGAUCAGGUCAACUGUUACGGAUUAAACUUGAAAAAGACACGGGACGGGAUGUUCGAGUAUGCCCACAUGACACAGAAUGUGUUUCAGGAUUCGAAUUUUGUGACAUAAAUUUGGGACCAGAAAACCGACAAAAAUGUGGUUUGGGAAAUGAAUUAUCAGCGAUGAGCUUUUGCUGCCCUGUUGACAAAGUUAUUCAUCCAAAAAGAGAAAAAAGAAAGACCAAUGACGAUGAUGAAUCAGACUUAGACAAAGUUCUAGAUAGAGCAGCACCAGAGCCCAUUAAACCGUUACCAGAAGAACCAGAAUGUGGUCAAAAUACUAAGUCUAUAUCCAAAAUUUUAAAAGUGCAAAAUGCUAAAGCCAGUGAUUGGCCAUGGAUGGCUGUGUUGUUAGAGACGACAAACUAUAUGAAUUUCUGUGGUGGAGUAUUACUUAAUCGGCGAUUUGUGUUGACUGCUGCUCAUUGUUUUAAAAAAUUUACAAAACAAGAUUUUGUUGUUAGACUUGGUGAGUACGAUUUCACAACUAAUAAUGAGACACAAUACAUUGACUUCAGAGUGACAGAUAUUAGAUCACAUCCAGACUAUGAUCAGGCUACGCAUGCCAAUGACAUCGCCAUAUUGAGGUUGAAAAGACCUACAAUUUAUAAUUCGUUUAUUCGACCCAUUUGUUUACCUAAAACAAACAUGGAAGUGUAUAAAAAAGACGCCGUCGUAGCUGGUUGGGGCCAAACAGUGUUCGGUGGUGAAGUCAGUAAUGUUCUCCAAGAAGUAGUUAUACCGAUUUGGGAACAUGACCCGUGUGUUUCAGCUUUUUCACAACCAAUUUUCAAAACAAAUCUUUGUGCUGCGUCGUACGAAGGAGGCAAAGAUUCCUGUUUGGGUGAUUCUGGUGGUCCGCUAAUGAUGCAACGACAAGACGGAAAAUGGACUAAUGUUGGAGUAGUGUCUUGGGGCAUUAGUUGUGGAGAGCCAGGAAUACCCGGCGUUUACACAAAAGUAACUUCAUACCUCAAAUGGAUAGCUGUAAACGCACAAGAUAUCAUUUAAUGAUUGAGUCCUGCUACGUUAUUAGGAAUAUUUCAUAAAUUUAUUUAAAUAAUUUUAACUUUCGAUCUAUAAUUAGCAAUGACAUACAUAUCAAAAUAAUAUAAAUACAUAUACUAUUUUAUAAAACAUGAAUAUAGCUUUAUUAUUAUUAC
Messenger RNA from Rhopalosiphum padi (bird cherry-oat aphid), 2495 nucleotides. RefSeq lists its product as uncharacterized. Gene Ontology annotation, molecular function: serine-type endopeptidase activity. NCBI's taxonomy places the organism in Eukaryota, Metazoa, Arthropoda, Insecta, Hemiptera, Aphididae. Gene Ontology annotation, biological process: proteolysis. The record is from RefSeq and is a predicted model, not a curated record. Bases 73 to 2343 code for a protein of 756 amino acids. The transcript is spliced from 14 exons.